AUCUAUGCUAAUUAAGACCAAACACCAUCACGGUCAUGAUGUCCUUUGUUUAAACUGCAUAAAUUUUUAAUGAUUUGAGAAGACAAUUGCGCACGUUCAAUUAAUAACAGCACUGUUUAUCAUAUACUGCAGGCAAAGCUAAACAAAAAACUGGCUGUCGCUACUUCAUCUGGUGUAGCAAUGCUAUUUCAGGACAAUUUUCGCUGCCAGUUUACGUCGAUGUCAAGUUAUAUAAUGGAGAGUAAAUUGUGGCAUAAGCUGACGUGUUUCUGAUGGAGAGGCGCACACAAAUGUCACAAAUAGGCUGUGGAUCUCCGUACCAUUGGUUAAAGUAAUUAUUUUCGCGCGAAUGACGACCUAAGGGCAAACGAUUAUCCCGCCUUCGGUAGCAAGUAAAAAGACUGAAGUUAUUAAGUGAACACACGAAAGAAUACUCAUUCAUGAGAGUAAGACAGCAACUGGGCAUAAUUAACAACAAUGUCGGAAAACGUAUAUACAACGAUGAAUGGAUCACAGCUAUCGACCUGUUUCAAAAAUCCAACACCAGAAAAAAUCGGAAAAACCUUUGCCUUCUGCCUGAUUUUUCUUGUUUCGCUGGCUGGGAACACCGUCAUCGGAAUAAUUGUCUACAAGGCGAAAACCAUGAGAAAACCCACCAAUUUUUUAAUCGUAAACAUGGCCAUUUCUGAUCUGCUGUAUGCGAUAUUUGUUAUCCCUCGGGAGAUACCAAUGCUCUAUAUAGACUCCUGGCUGAUCGGUGGUCCUCUUGGCCAGGCCUUAUGUAGGCUGGCAAUCUUCUUAACUCAUUUCUCUGCUUCUGUGUCUAUUCAGAGCCUGGUUCUGAUAGCAGUGGAUCGAUUUGGAGCUGUGGUAUUUCCUCUCCGUUCUUCGCCCAUCAGUUCAAAACUGUGCCCGUUCUUCAUUCUCACCACCUGGAUCAUCGCGAUGGCUGUAUUCUCCCCAUAUCUCUUCGCCGUGAAACUUGUUGAAUAUCCAGGAAGAUUGGAAUGCAAGAUGCUAUGGAACGAAGUCUUUGGAGAGACCUUGUCUUUUCAAAAUUACUUUGUGUCAUUUUCGGUCGUAUUCAUUUUUAUCCCGUUAGUGUUGAUAGCCAUACUAUACAUUAUCAUCUUUUUAAAGUUCAAGUCACAGAAGAUUCCUGGUGAGCAAUCGGCCAACAGUGAAGCUGAGCAACGCCGGCGAAGGGAACAAAAUGUGUUGAAGAUGGCCAUUGCUAUUGUGUUGGGGUUUGCAAUUUGCUGGUUGCCCCCCAUUAUCGUGUGUUUACUCGUCUUCUUUUCAUAGGAUAUCGUGAUGUCCUGUGGCUUCCAAUAUUUUGCCUCUUUUGCUUUUUUAAUGACCAGGGCAAGUUGUGCCAUAAAUCCUUGUAUCUGUUUUAUUUUCAGUAGCAAUUAUCGUGAAGGACUUAAGACUCUCCUUAGAUAAACGUCUUUUGAACAGUGCAUUAGCCCUCUCUAUAGUCUGUCUAGAGGUUCAGUACUGCUAGUGGAUCUAAAACUUAUAAAAGACGUUAAUUUAAAACUGCUUUAUAUUAUACACUAUAAUGCCUUUAGGGAACUUUGCACAUGGGUUGGACACUGGCUGAGCAAGUUAUCAUCAUUUUGUAGUUAUUCUGCAGACCCCAGUUUUAAUUUCAUAUUUUCAUGGGAAGUUUUCCGUCGCGUGGGAAACCAUUCAAACAACGUAUUAUUUCAAUAAUGCUUUUUAUUUGAAUCAACGUACCCUUGAUAAACUUUGCGGAACCGUUUGCAGCCGUUCUUUUGAUCUUUUUUUGUUGUUGUUGUUUCAUCAUUUGUAAUCAUUUCGUGGACCCUUUUCUAAUUUUCAUAACCGGUUGGGGUCUUGUAUUUUAUGUACAAGAGAGGAAAUUAAAACGUCAUUUCAUGUAAAAUGAAUGAAACGCUCUUUCUCUUUCUGUCCUUUUUAUCGCCACUGUUUCCUUCGUUCGACCCAACAGUGAUUAUAAACUACAGAGGUGCAGCAAACAAUUUUUAUCUCUCAACAAACCGUUGUAAUUCUCAGCCCUGGUCUGAACCUACGAUAAUCAGCCUUUUAAGGCGCAUUGCAAUGGUUUAUAUACGUUAGCUCUCCUUUUCUUAAUUAUGAGACUAAUUGCAUAUUCCAUA
Molecule: messenger RNA, 2147 nt
Organism: Orbicella faveolata
Lineage: Eukaryota; Metazoa; Cnidaria; Anthozoa; Scleractinia; Merulinidae
Product: QRFP-like peptide receptor
Biological process (GO): G protein-coupled receptor signaling pathway
Cellular component (GO): membrane
Molecular function (GO): G protein-coupled receptor activity
Source: RefSeq, a predicted model, not a curated record